This is a messenger RNA of Telopea speciosissima, 1606 nucleotides long. Its product is annotated as L-cysteine desulfhydrase-like. Bases 113 to 1480 code for a protein of 455 amino acids. The record is from RefSeq and is a predicted model, not a curated record. NCBI's taxonomy places the organism in Eukaryota, Viridiplantae, Streptophyta, Magnoliopsida, Proteales, Proteaceae. The transcript has a single exon.
UCGGUUUCCAAAGAAAACAAGAAAUGGAAUAUAACCCUAACCCUAGCUCUGGUUUCUAUGGCUCCUCUAUUAUUAUUCCGUAAAGUGUCUAAAUCAUAGGUUUACUCCGACUAUGGAUUCUAAACGGAAAGAAAACGGCGACGUCUCUCAUGACGAUGACAAUAAUCACGUUUCCAAGAAGCAAAAGCUCUCCCCUUUCAUAUCUGAAUCUGAAAUUCGCGAUGAAUUCUUGCACCACCAGCCUGGAGUCGCUCGGAUCAACAACGGCAGCUUCGGUUGCUGUCCCGCUUCCAUUAUCGCUGCUCGUCAAAAGUGGCAGCUUCGAUGUCUUCAGCAACCUGAUGAUUUCUACUACAAUCAUUUAAAGAAAGGGAUUUUUGAAUCGAGGACACUGAUUAAAGAUCUGAUAAACGCCGAGGAUGUCGAUGAGGUCUCGAUUGUUGAUAACGCCACGACUGCUGUGGCAAUUGUGCUACAACAGAUUUGUUGGGAGUUUGUCGAGGGGAGGUUUCAGAGAGGAGACGCUGUCGUCAUGCUUCACUAUGCAUUUGGCUCCGUAAAGAAAUCGAUCCAGGCGUACAUUUCUCGUGCUGGGGCUUGCGUAAUUGAAGUCUACUUGCCGUUCCCUGUAAGUUCGAACGAAGAAAUUAUUGUUGAGUUUCGGAAAGCUUUGGAGAAAGGGAAAUCUAAUGGCAAGAAAGUUAGGUUAGCCGUAAUUGAUCAUAUCACUUCGAUGCCAAGCGUUAUCAUCCCGGUCAAGGAAUUGGUUAAGAUAUGUAGGGAGGAAGGUGUUGAUCAGGUCUUGGUAGAUGCUGCUCAUUCAAUUGGUUCUGUCGAGGUUGACGUGAAAGACAUUGGGGCAGAUUUUUACACUAGUAAUUUGCACAAGUGGUUUUUCUGUCCGCCUUCUGUUGCAUUACUGUACUGUAGAAAAUCAUCAACCUCGUCGCACGUGCACCAUCCUGUGGUUUCUCAUGAAUUUGGCAACGGGUUGGCCAUAGAAAGUGCUUCGAUUGGGACGAGAGACUAUAGUUCUCACCUUGUUGUGCCAUCGGUUUUGGAUUUCAUUAAUAGGUUCGAAGGUGGAAUUGAAGGAAUUAGGAAAAGGAAUCAUGAUGCCGUUGUUCAAAUGGGUGAGAUGCUUGCGAAGGCUUGGGGAACUCAUCUUGGGUCACCGCCUGAUAUGUGUCCUAGCAUGGUCAUGGUUGGCUUGCCUGCUAGCCUGGGGAUUUCAAGUGAAGAGGGCGCAGUCAAAUUGAGGGCCCAUUUGCGGGACAGUUUUGGCAUUGAAGUGCCAAUAUAUUUUCAAGCACCGAAAGAGGGUGACACUGGAACCCGGGACAAGAAUGAUUGUAUAACAGGUUAUGCCAGAAUUUCUCAUCAAAUUUACAACAGGGAAGACGAUUACUACAAGUUUAGGGAUGCAAUAAACAAACUUGUACGGAGUGGUUUUAGUUGCAAGAUGCUUCUCCCGAACUGAUAAGGUAUGCUUAAUUUUGGUCUUGGAAUUUUGGUUUCUCCCCUUUUUAUGAUGUUAGCUUUUUGUUAGAUGUCUCUUUUCUCUUGGCGCAUGUUAAUAAACAGAAAUGUAGAACGAUUAAGUUCA